GCACUACUGCAUUGGGGUAAACGCGUCCACAUCAUCGAAGGGAUUGCUCAAGGCCUUCUUUAUCUUCAUAAGUACUCCAGAUUAAAAGUCAUUCAUAGAGAUCUAAAAACCAGCAAUAUUCUGUUGGAUGGUGAAAUGAACCCUAAAAUAUCAGAUUUCGGCAUGGCACGAAUCUUCAGAUGCAACGAGUCUGAAGGAAACACAAACAAGGUUGUUGGCACAUAUGGUUAUAUGUCUCCCGAGUAUGCUGUAAAGGGCCUUUUUUCAAUAAAAUCUGAUGUCUUCAGCUUCGGAGUCAUACUGCUAGAGAUCCUGAGCGGCAGGAAGAACAACAGUUUCUACCACUCCGACCGUUAUCUCAACCUUCUUGGAUAUGCAUGGGAGUUGUGGGAAGGAGGAAGGGUUUUGGAGCUGGUGGACCCAAUGUUGGGUGAUUCAUCUCCAACAUUCGAGCUAUUAAGGUGCAUUCAUGUUGCGCUGUUGUGUGUGCAAGAUCAUGCGGCGGACAGACCCACCAUGUCAGAUGUUGUGUCCAUGCUUGGCAAUGAGACUAUUUCUCUGCCUACUCCCAAACAACCUGCAUUUUCCUUUGUGAGGAUUGAUACUGAUGCAAAUUUACUUACAAGCAGACAAAGGACUUGUUCUUUGAAUGAUGUAACAGUUUCUGAGGUGGAAGGACGAUAGUAAAAUUAACUUCCACUGU
This is a messenger RNA of Magnolia sinica, 703 nucleotides long. RefSeq names its product receptor-like serine/threonine-protein kinase SD1-6. Lineage: Eukaryota; Viridiplantae; Streptophyta; Magnoliopsida; Magnoliales; Magnoliaceae. The coding region runs from base 136 to 684 and encodes 182 amino acids. Gene Ontology annotation, biological process: protein phosphorylation. Gene Ontology annotation, molecular function: protein serine/threonine kinase activity; ATP binding. The record is from RefSeq and is a predicted model, not a curated record. The transcript has 3 exons.